CAGCAUCUAGAGGUCCACCAUCACUUGAGUUCGUCUUCCAUUCCUGUUUUUGUUCAGAGACCGGGAAAAUAAAAUAAAAAGAAGAUCGUACAAACUAAAAUACCUCAAAGAAGGUAGAGACAAAAGUAGUAACCUUUGUUGUUGAUUGAUAUUCAUAUCUGGUGGGUUUUAGACAAAGACCACGUCUUUGGUGAUUGGAAUUUUCUCGGAUCUUUGUUUCAAUCCUUUUUUUUUUACUAGCAACCCUUGUUUGUGGUUAAGCUCAAGCAAAUCCAUUCUUCAGGAACCAAAUCAUUGGUUGGGACACUAUUUAAGUCAAAUUGGUUGAGAUUAGAUGUUAACAGGCUCGAAUUUCCGGGGCUAGUGUGCUAAAUUCUGAAUCUUUUAGCUCUACUUCAGUCUAAUGUUCACAAUAGUUACUGUUUCACCUCACGAAGAUCUUUGUGCUAUGAUAUUCCGUUGGUUCUCACUUCAAAUCAUAUAGGUGUGCUUAUAAUUUACUUUGAUUCUCUGGCUUUGACUACUCAAAAGUUCUUCAGGUCACUAUGUUAAGUUUAGUCGUUUGGAUCUUUAUGAAAGAGAUACCUUUUUUAGUCUCUCUAUAUGUCAUCAGGUUAAAAUAUGUUUUGUUUCUCUAUAACUCUAAUUUUUGGUUUCUGUUUACCAUCUUACUUUGACAAUCGGUUUUUGUCUGAUGAUUUAGUAACUGAGAUUUGGAAGAAAAGAAAAAUGGGAGAUACUAGUCCAAGAACAUCAGUCUCAACAGAUGGAGAGACAGAUCAUAAUAACCUAAUGUUCGAUGAAGGGCAUUUGGGUAUUGGUGCUUCUGAUUCUAGUGACCGUUCAAAGAGUAAAAUGGAUCAAAAGACGCUUCGUAGGCUCGCUCAAAACCGUGAGGCUGCAAGGAAAAGCAGAUUGAGGAAGAAAGCAUAUGUUCAGCAGCUAGAGAACAGCCGAUUGAAGUUAACACAACUUGAGCAGGAGCUGCAAAGAGCAAGGCAACAGGGUGUCUUUAUCUCAAGCUCUGGAGACCAAGCCCAUUCUACCACUGGAGAUGGGGCAAUGGCAUUUGAUGCAGAAUACAGACGAUGGCAGGAAGAUAAAAACAGACAGAUGAAGGAGCUGAGUUCUGCUUUAGAUUCUCACGCGACUGAUUCUGAGCUUCGGAUAAUUGUAGAUGGAGUAAUAGCUCACUAUGAGGAGCUUUACAGGAUAAAAGGCAACGCAGCUAAGAAUGAUGUCUUCCAUUUAUUAUCAGGGAUGUGGAAAACACCAGCUGAGAGAUGUUUCUUGUGGCUCGGUGGUUUCCGUUCAUCAGAACUUCUCAAGCUUAUAGCGAAUCAGUUGGAGCCGUUGACAGAACAACAAUCACUAGACAUAAAUAACUUGCAACAGUCUUCUCAACAAGCAGAAGAUGCUUUGUCUCAAGGGAUGGAUAACUUACAGCAAUCACUCGCUGAUACUUUAUCGAGCGGGACUCUCGGUUCGAGUUCAUCAGGGAAUGUAGCUAGCUACAUGGGUCAGAUGGCCAUGGCUAUGGGGAAGUUAGGUACUCUUGAAGGAUUUAUCCGCCAGGCUGAUAACUUAAGGCUACAAACAUAUCAACAAAUGGUAAGAAUAUUAACAACCCGACAAUCGGCGCGUGCUCUCCUAGCAGUACACAAUUAUUCAUUGCGGUUACGCGCUCUUAGCUCUCUAUGGCUUGCCAGACCAAGAGAGUGAACUAACAAUAUACCAGGAUUCUCCUUCAAAGAAGGUCUUUGAGAUUCUUAGCCUAAGAUUUGACGACUUUAGACAUGUAGCUCGUAUACAAGAAUAUGAUUAUACUGUUGUGUGUUGUAAUCUUUGUUUGUAAUGUGACUUGAAAUCAUCAUAGUCCCGUAACAUUUGAAAAGCAUUAUUAGGAUACAAUGCGUUUUGUACAAUAUCAUUACAAAUUUAUAUACACAAUCAUAUGCAGUUUCUAUA
This is a messenger RNA of Arabidopsis lyrata subsp. lyrata, 1968 nucleotides long. Its product is annotated as transcription factor TGA5. Gene Ontology annotation, molecular function: DNA-binding transcription factor activity; sequence-specific DNA binding. Lineage: Eukaryota; Viridiplantae; Streptophyta; Magnoliopsida; Brassicales; Brassicaceae. Gene Ontology annotation, biological process: regulation of DNA-templated transcription; DNA-templated transcription. The transcript is spliced from 9 exons. The record is from RefSeq and is a predicted model, not a curated record. The coding region runs from base 622 to 1722 and encodes 366 amino acids.